Molecule: messenger RNA, 2370 nt
Organism: Lachnellula hyalina
Lineage: Eukaryota; Fungi; Ascomycota; Leotiomycetes; Helotiales; Lachnaceae
Product: Cellobionic acid phosphorylase
Exons: 2
Biological process (GO): cellulose catabolic process
Molecular function (GO): carbohydrate binding; hexosyltransferase activity
Source: RefSeq, a predicted model, not a curated record
UCAAUACAUACAGCGAUGCUUCACCCAAGUCCGUGUGGCAACCGCUAUGAGCUUACUAGUCCGACCGCCAUGCCAAAGGCAGACGGCUUCUUGUGGAACCAGAAGAUGAUGAUUCAAAUCACCUGUCGGGGCUACGCAACUUCUCAAUUCAUGCAACCAGAACCAGCCAAGUACGCGCAUGCACCUAAUCUCGAAAGCAAGACGUUCAUGCAACCCGAACAAAGCUACUACGCGCACCAUCCAGGACGGUUUGUGUAUAUCAAGGAUGAGGGAACGGGCCAGCUGUUCUCUGCGCCAUAUGAACCAGUACGCGCGCCAGUGGACAGAUUCGUGUUUUCGGUUGGCAAGAGCGAUAUCAAGUGGACGGUGGAGUAUCUGGGCAUCAAGGUUGAAAUGAUCUUGGGCCUGCCUAUUCACGAUUUAGCAGAGCUAUGGACCCUCAAAGUCACAAACCUAUCUAAUCGUCCACGCAAAAUCAGUGUCUAUCCUUACUUUCCAAUCGGCAACAUGUCGUGGAUGAACCAGUCCGCCGAAUACGACGAGAAGCUAGGCGGGGUGGUAGCUAGCAGCGUGACGCCGUACCAGAAAGCGGAAGACUACUUCAAGAACAAGUACCUGAAAGAUAAAACGUACUUCCUCUGCGAGACACCCCCGGAUUCUUGGGAAGCCAGACAGCAGGCAUUCGAGGGUGAAGGUGGCCUACAUGCUCCCUCGGCACUGAUGGAGUCGGAAUUAGGAGGCAGCGAUGCACGUUACGAAACUCCUGCAGCUGCGGUGCAGUACCGUGUAGAGUUGAAAGCGGAUGAGGAGCGCGAAUACCGUUUUCUGUUUGGUCCUGCCUUUGAUGAAGGUGAAAUCAGGACUAUGCGGGAGACUUAUCUGAGCAAGAACGCCUUUGCACAAGCUGCGCUCGACUAUUCAGAUUAUAUUGAAAAAGGAAGUGGUUGUCUGAAAGUCGACACGCCAGACAAGGCUCUAGAUAAUUUCGUCAAUGAGUGGUUACCGCGUCAAGUGUACUAUCAUGGUGACGUUAACCGUCUAACAACCGAUCCCCAAACACGCAAUUAUCUUCAAGACAACAUGGGCAUGAGUUUUAUCAAGCCCGAAGUGGCGCGAAAAGCAUUUCUCAUUGCCCUUGGUCAGCAAGAAGCCAGUGGAGCUAUGCCAGACGGAAUCCUGCUCACCGAAGAAGCAGAGUUGAAGUACAUCAAUCAGGUGCCACAUACAGAUCAUUGCGUGUGGCUUCCGGUGACUCUAGAUGUAUAUCUGGCCGAGACAGCAGACUACGGCCUCUUGCAAGAAAGGUUGCCGGAAGUCCAUGGGAAAUCCUAUACCGUAUUCGAAGGGUUCAGUAGAGCAAUGGACUGGCUGCUCUCCGCGCGCGACGAGCGAGGUUUAAGCUAUAUUGCUCAAGGAGAUUGGUGUGACCCGAUGAACAUGGUAGGCUACAAAGGCAAAGGCGUCUCGGCCUGGCUGACGGUAGCUACAGCCUAUGCGCUGAACCUCUGGGCUGGUAUUUGCGAACACCAUGGAAAGUCUGAACUGGCAGAACAAUAUCGUGCGGGUGCAAAGGAAGUCAACGAGGCUGCAAACCAGUACUUUUGGGACGGCGAGUGGUUCUCGCGUGGAAUCACAGACGACGACGUGGUGUUUGGGACUCAGAAAGAUGGCGAAGGGCGUAUCUGGCUGAAUCCACAGGCCUGGUCUAUUCUGGGCGGCGCGGCUAGCGUUGAACAGCGCAAGAAGAUGCUAGCCCAGGUCGAAGAGCAGCUAUACACACCGUACGGUGUUCAGAUGUUCGCCCCGCCAUUCAGUAAAAUGCGAGAAGAUGUAGGUCGUGUAACGCAGAAGCAUCCUGGGUCUGCGGAGAAUGCCUCAGUAUAUAACCAUGCUGCAAUUUUCUACAUCUACAGCUUGUAUAGCAUCGGCGAGAGCGAGCGAGCGUACGAGCUGCUGCGCCUGAUGGUGCCCGGUCCAUCUGAGGAGGAUUACCUGCAGCGCGGUCAGCUUCCCAUCUAUAUUCCGAACUAUUACCGUGGGGCCUGGCACCAAUAUCCUCGUACAGCUGGUCGAUCUAGUCAGCUUUUCAACACCGGUACUUCACCGUGGGUCUAUCGCUGUUUCAUCGAGGGCUUGUGCGGGCUGCGUGGAGAUGCGCAUGGUCUGGUCAUCCGGCCGCAGUUGCCAUCGACUUGGAGUGGUAUCAAGGUGAAGCGUUCGUUCCGUGGAGCAGACAUUAGGGUCGAUAUCAGCCGUGGAGAUGUGAAAGACAUAGUGGUCAGGCAUGCUGGAAAGGUGUUGCCUGGAGCCCGGCUCAUCGACAUUCAGACAGGUAAGACUUAUCAUAUAUCUGUUUCUGUGCCAAGAUAG